Panonychus citri (citrus red mite) is the source of this 719-nucleotide messenger RNA. RefSeq names its product ribonuclease H1-like (gene rnh1). The record is from RefSeq and is a predicted model, not a curated record. Gene Ontology annotation, molecular function: nucleic acid binding; RNA-DNA hybrid ribonuclease activity. Gene Ontology annotation, biological process: DNA replication, removal of RNA primer. Lineage: Eukaryota; Metazoa; Arthropoda; Arachnida; Trombidiformes; Tetranychidae. Bases 95 to 616 code for a protein of 173 amino acids. The transcript has a single exon.
CGAAAUGUUUUGAUUUGUUUUGUUUCAUUUUAAUUUUCAUGUUAAUUAACUAGAUUCAAGUAUUUAACUAGUAUUCCGUUUCUUUCUUGUUACAAUGAUAACUAAUCGAUUAACUAAAUUACUACGUCGUUCUAUUCACCAAGAAGUUCGUCAUGCUAUCGUUUACAUCGAUGGUUCUUGUAUUAAUAAUGGUCAACAAAAUGCUCGAGCUGGAAUUGGUAUUUAUUGGGGACCAGAUGAUGAGCGUAAUUUAAGUAUUCCUUUGAAAGGAUCACAGACCAGUAGUAGAGCGGAAUUGAAUGCUGCCCUUUGGGCUAUUAGACAAGCGAAAGAGCAAAAUUUUUCAUCUUUAACUCUAAGAACGGAUAGUGAAUAUUUGGUAAACUCAACAACCAAAUGGAUUGACAAGUGGAAGGAAAAUGGUUGGAAAGCUCAAAAUGGAUUAGGGAUCAAGAAUAAAGAUGUUAUUUUCGCUUUAAUCAAAGCUCUAAAGACGAUAAGUGUUACAUUUGAAAAGAUUCCCGGACACUCUGGAGAUGCUGGAAACGAUGGAGCCCAUAAACUGGCCAAACAAGCGGCAACUUUAGCUUAUCAAGAAUGUAAAUUACCAGUUUGACAAUUUCUCUAUUUUAAAAUAUUGAUUAUUGACAAUGAAUUAGUUUAAUUGUUUUGACUAAAACACAAUUACAUGUCAAAAUUAAAUGAUGCAAUAUACUAGA